AUGACGGACCACUCAGUGACGCCUUCUACCAAUCCGACCAAUGUCAACCUCUUAGCUGCAAACGCCGCCUUGCUUGCGGAAAACCAGCGGAUGGCCGAGCAAUUGGCGGAGAUGCAGAAAAACGAUGAACAGAAGGCCAAUAAGAAAAUACACAUGGAUCAACAUGAAGAACGUCAGUCAGAAUCCAACGUGAAGACAGGGGAAACUAUCCCCAAAACGGCACGACGACGAAUGAAUCCUUUUUCAGAAGAAAUAAUGAGUUUUAAAAUGCCCAAAAACUUUACACUUCCAAUGACCCUAACGCCGUACAAGGGGAUCGGAGAUCCUAAAAUCCAUGUCACAAAAUUUGAAUCAAUGAUGUUCCUUAAUAGUGACUCCGAUCCCAUCUUGUGCCGGUCUUUUCCUACUUUCUUAGACGGGGCCGCCCUAUUGUGGUUUUCUAACCUCCCUGCAGGAUCAAUAACAAGCUUCGAUGAAUUUGCCAAAUUAUUUAUUAAUCAUUUUGCAACUUCUAAAAUUUAUGUGCGGGACUCAGACUACCUCAGCACGAUCAAACAAGGACAACACGAAAGUUUGAAGGAAUACAUGAUGCGGUUCACAGAAGCAGCAAUGCAGAUCCCCGACCUUAACCCUGAGGUGCAAUUGCAUGCCAUUAAAAGCGGCCUCCGCCCCGGGAAAUUCCAAGAAGCAAUCGCAGUGACAAAACCGAAGACACUAGAGGAAUUUCGAGAAAAAGCCCAGGGCCAGAUCGAAAUCGAAGAACUCAGGGAGGCAUGGAGGAGCGAAAAGCCGACGAAGAAGGAAGAGGAGAGGCCUCAUCAGCCCAUAAGCAAAGACUCUAGAAAACCAUUCAAACUAGCGCCGAAAUUUGACACGUACACAAGAUUCAACACGAAAAGGGAGGAUAUAAUCAAAGAAAUCUUACACAACAAAUUGAUCAAACCACCAGUCCGAGCAGGAUCAUACCAAGAUCAGAAGUACGUGGAUAAAAGCAAACACUGUGCUUUUCACCAAAAGUUCGGCCAUACCACAGACGAAUGCAUUGUGGCAAAAGACCUACUGGAGAGAUUAGCCAGGCAAGGACUCUUAGACAAAUAUAUCUCGUCAAGAAAGCAGCGGGAUACAGAAAGAGAAGCAGAAAGGGAUAGCAGACAUAAACAGGUCGAAACACCCCCAUCCAAGGGGAUCAUUAAUUACAUCUCAGGAGGCUUCGCUGGAGGCGGGACCACCACCUCGGCAAGGAAAAGAAGUUACCGAGCAAUGAUGACAAUGGAAGGAUCUCGCCUGGAACGACAAGCAUCAAGUCCGACCUCACGCAUCGACUUCAGCACGGCCGACCUUAAGACAACCUAUCCGAACCUUGAUGACCCAGUCGUCAUCUCGAUUCACAUGGGGGAACUAACAGUAAAAAAGGUCUUACUGGACCCAGGGAGUAGCGCCGACGUCUUAUUCUACUCCACCUUCAAAAAGAUGCAUUUCAGCGACAACGCACUACAACCGUCACCCGGAGAAUUGGUAGGGUUCUCUAGGGAAAAGGUAUCGGUAUCCGGGUACAUUUGGCUGAGAACAACAAUUGGAGAACUUCCACAUACCAAAACACUAGAUAUCCAAUUUCUAGUGGUCGAUUGCCCUAGCCCUUAUAAUAUCAUUCUAGGACGUCCAUCAUUAAAUGCUUUUGGUGCCAUCAUUUCAACUGUUCAUCUUUGUGUGAAAUUUCCCUUGCAGGAUAACGCGGUGGGGACAGUUUAUGCCGACCACAAGGAGGCAAGACAAUGCUACAACGCAAGCCUCAGAACAGUAAAGAAGAAGGAAACACCUCGGAUUCACACUGUCUACAACUCGGAGCACUUACCAACGCUAGCCGAGCUAGAUCCCAGAAAUGACAACAGUCGUCCGACACCAACAGACAACCUUGAAUAG
This is a messenger RNA of Arachis ipaensis, 1920 nucleotides long. NCBI's taxonomy places the organism in Eukaryota, Viridiplantae, Streptophyta, Magnoliopsida, Fabales, Fabaceae. The record is from RefSeq and is a predicted model, not a curated record.